CUGCUCUUGUCCAAUUUGCAGAACGCUUGGAUGACAUCUGGCAUACGCUGUCAGCGGUGUGUUGGUGUUGGGGGAGUGACAGGCGCACAGUUAUGGCACUGCCGCGGGAGUUGCUGGGGUGGUUAACCUACUCCCGCACGGGCGGACUGGUGGAUCCACCGAUGCAUCCGUAUGGUUUACAUUUCCCCCUCGAGCCGACCUACCUGGACUCCGUCUCCGUGUGCGGGCAGGAGUACAACGCGCGACUGCCCUCCUACGUGCCUUUGCAUGCGCACAUCAGUGUGUACGACUACUCCUUCGAGCCGGCGUUCAUCCGCAAGCGCAACGAACGGGAACGGCAGCGCGUGCGAUGCGUGAACGAGGGAUACGCGCGCCUCCGUAGGCACUUACCUCACGAGCUCGACGACAAACGGAUGAGCAAGGUGGAGACGCUGCGCGCGGCCAUCGGCUACAUCAAGCACCUCCAGGAGCUCUUGAGUGGCGACGCGCGUGCAGGCUCCGUUUUUUCCUCAGAACUUGACGUGUGGAGCAGCGCGGGAGAGACCUAAUUAAAGCA
This is a messenger RNA of Engraulis encrasicolus (European anchovy), 556 nucleotides long. RefSeq names its product achaete-scute homolog 5. Gene Ontology annotation, biological process: developmental process; regulation of transcription by RNA polymerase II. The record is from RefSeq and is a predicted model, not a curated record. Bases 93 to 548 code for a protein of 151 amino acids. The transcript is spliced from 2 exons. NCBI's taxonomy places the organism in Eukaryota, Metazoa, Chordata, Actinopteri, Clupeiformes, Engraulidae. Gene Ontology annotation, molecular function: RNA polymerase II transcription regulatory region sequence-specific DNA binding; protein dimerization activity; DNA-binding transcription factor activity, RNA polymerase II-specific.